Zerene cesonia (dogface butterfly) is the source of this 1535-nucleotide messenger RNA. RefSeq lists its product as uncharacterized. The transcript has 9 exons. The coding region runs from base 35 to 1414 and encodes 459 amino acids. The record is from RefSeq and is a predicted model, not a curated record. NCBI's taxonomy places the organism in Eukaryota, Metazoa, Arthropoda, Insecta, Lepidoptera, Pieridae.
GCCUGACACCAGAGCAGUUGGUUGUGUUGUAAAAAUGUUCUCUUGUGUUUAUAUUGUGUUGCUUGCGCUGUGUUUUGAGUCGGCUUUUAGUGGGGAUGUCUACAAAGCCGCCAUAGUGGAUUCUGCAAAAGACUUCAAUGUGAAUAAUUAUGAAGCAUUGAUACAUGAAGCAUCUAAGUCGGGUGCAGAUAUAUUGGUUUUACCUGAAGAAGUUUUGUCCAAAACCGACUUGGAGACAUGCGGACGCUGUGUUCAUAAUUAUGAUGAGAUAGUGAAAACCAUAUCAAACGCAGCGCAGUCAGCUAGGAUGUACGUCGCGACGCACGUAUAUGAGAAAAUAAAAUGCCAAGAAGGAGACGAUUUAGUGAGGAGUAAUUUGGUGUUCGAUAGACGCGGUGACGUUGUGUCAGUAUAUAGAAAAUCUUUGAACAACGCAAACUGUAAUGCUACAUAUUCAAAUACAGCGACUUUUUCUACUGACUUCGGAGUAAAAUUCGAAGUUAUCAUGGAGGAAGACCUUGUUAUGAAAAACGUAAAAGAUAUGGGAUUGAGGAAUUACGUGCUUUUAGGUGCUUGGGGACACCAAAAUCGAUUUCUAUCUGCGUCACAUUUCGCGUCGUCUUGGGCAUACAUUACCAAAGCCAAUGUAAUUUCUUCCAACGGUGUUCAUAGUAAUACUGGCAAGAGAAUCAAAUAUGGCAACAUUAUCGUCAACAUACUGGAAAAGAUUGGAAACGAUCACCCACAAAUAAUCACCAGCCCUUCAAACACCGUCUCUGAAGAUUGGGGGCAAUAUAUCAUCAGACCUUUGGACCUGGAGCGGAGUACCCACGGUUAUAAGGAAAGCGUGUGCCAUGGGCAAUUCUGUUGUCAGUUCUAUGUGAAGACGGCUGGUACAAAACUCAAGGACGUGACAUACGGAUUAGUGGCUUAUGACGGUUUGUUCAACAUAGGGCGCGGACACAUAGUCGGCUCACAGAGCUGUGCUCUAGUAGCAUGCGCGGGAUUGUAUAAACGAUCGUGCUUUUUGCAAUCAGAAAAUAACUCCACAAACGUAUACUUCGAGAAAAUCACAAUAACUGGCAACUUCAGUAAAAGCGGCGUUCAAUUUCCAACAUUCCUAACAACAACACAAACAACAAUCAACAACUUUGAUCUUCAACACCAAUUUACGCAGAAACACGUGAAGGUAAAUACGGAAAUUUACGAUAUGAAUGAUUUAUUACGAUUUGGUAUUUUCAGCCGAGAAUAUAAUAGCGAUUUUGUGUCGGAGGGUGGUAAAAAUUCAUCUGAAAAUCUAGACUUUACGGAUUACAUUUCGAGUGAAAACGUUCAAGAAUUCUUUGAUUAUAUCUGGAUUCGAUUGAGGAUUGUUAUUUUCGUAGUUUCUAUUUAUAUUUUGGAAAUGAUGUAAAUGAUAACAGAGAUUUAUUAUAAAGCUUUUGCCAGGGAGUAGUUUAAUAUACGUUAUUAUAUAUGUAAACCUUCCUCUUGAAUCACUAUAUCUAUUAAAAAAACGCAUCAUAAUCCGUUGC